Molecule: messenger RNA, 3108 nt
Organism: Daucus carota subsp. sativus
Lineage: Eukaryota; Viridiplantae; Streptophyta; Magnoliopsida; Apiales; Apiaceae
Product: pentatricopeptide repeat-containing protein At4g17616
Exons: 2
Coding region: 228-2333 (701 amino acids)
Molecular function (GO): protein binding
Source: RefSeq, a predicted model, not a curated record
ACAAGCGUCGAUUACCACCAUGAAACAAGCGGCUCAACUGGUGUUCUUGUACUUCUCAAUCUGCUCAGCUUUUGUUCCUUUCGAGGAAUUAAUUUCUGGGCUGUUCCCCUCAUCUUCAUAUGUGUAUGUAAGUGAUGAAACGUUGUUGAUAAUGAAUGUUAGAAAACCCAGUUUUCUUGACAUGGGUCUUUGCUAAUUGUGUUUAUCUUUAAUAUAGUCUGUGGUCAAUGGCACAACUGCUAACAAAAUUUACCCUUGAUUAUCUUGCCAAGAAUUGUUCUUUAUCUCUAAAAGUUUCUUCUUUUACUUUAGUUUUUGUGAAAGACCUGAAGAUUAUUCAAGUGCCAUGUGUUAGAUAUGGAUACCCUUUGUCUUUUUGUUCGAAUCUUUGCUGUACAAGUAGUAAUGUAGAAAGGGUUUGGUGGGAAAGUUCUUCUCAGACACUUCUGCUGAGGAAACUUGAAAUUAGUUUGAAAGAUCAUGAUUUGGAUAAGGCGUGGGAUUCGUAUAAAGGGUUUAAGAAAUUGUAUGGGUUUCCUGAAAGGAAUGUGAUGAGUAAGCUUGUUACCAAGCUGUGUUACUCUUCUGAUGCCAAGUGGCUUCGAAGAGCUUGUGCUUUAGUGUCUUUGAUUCGGAAAGGGAAAUCAGAUCUGCUUCGUCCGUGUUUGUUGACUAAUUUGUCGCUGUCGUUGGCACGAGCUCAAAUGCCGGUUGAUGCCUCUAAAAUUCUCAGGUUGAUGCUUGAGAAGGAGUGGUUACCGGAGAUGAAUAUGUUGGGGUUGAUAUUUCUUCAUUUAGUGAACACGGAGAUUGGGAUGUUUUUGGCGUCAAAUAUAUUGUUUGAGAUUUGUGAAUGUACAAAAACAUCUUCUGGUGAAAAUCAAAUAAAGGUUGAUACUGUGACUUUUAAUCUUGUUCUUGAUGCUUGUGUAAGGUUUGGAUCCUAUUUGAAAGGUCAACAGAUAAUUGAUUUAAUGGCAAAAGUAGGGGUUGUAGCUGAUGUAUACACCAUCACUGCAAUUGCUCAAAUCCAUGAAAUGAAUUAUCAGAGGGAUGAGCUGAAGAAAUUUAAAGAUCAUGUUGAGAAGGUUUCAUAUCGUUUUGUUCAUCAUUAUCAACAGUUUUUUGACAGUCUCCUGAACUUGCAUUUGAAAUUUAAUGAUGUAGAUUCUGCUUCUAGUUUGAUAAUGGACAUGUAUAAACAUCAGGUGUCUAUUUCUUGUCAAGACGAUACAAUGAAACCACAGAACCCUUGUCUUGUCCCUAUUGGUUCACAAAAUCUCAAAAGUGGGUUAAAACUACAAAUUUCACCUCAGGUGCUACAGAAGGAUCCAGUCGUUCAGGUUGAAGGCAAGCAGGAGCUUAUUCUACACCAAAAAGGCAAACUUGUUCUCAGCAACAAAGCACUUGCUACGAUCAUCAGUAUAUUCAAGAGAUCUGGAAGGAUUAGCGACCUCUCAAAGCUUUUAAUUAGCAUUGAGAAGAAUGUUACUUCAGUGCAAGGAGAAAAUUUAUGUUCGGGUGUUGUUGAUGCCUGUAUUCACAUUGGAUGGCUAGAAACUGCCCAUGACAUUUUGGAGGAUUUGGACUCGAUGGGGGUACCGUUGGGGAUGAAUUCUUAUUUAUCACUUUUCAAAGCUUAUUACAAACAACAGAUGUUUAGAGAAGCAGAAGCUCUGACUAAACAAACCGAGAAAGCUGGGGUCUUUGGAAAUAUGUCCAGUGAGUUGAUCUACUCUACAUUUCUUUCCCUUCACGAAAAGAAAACUUCACAUGCAGAGGCAGUAUCAAUAUGUGAUAAGUCAGAUUUGGCUAACUCUCUAGUGCGAGAAAUAAUUAAAGAGCAAGAAGAGACCUCAUUUGUGGUAAACGAGCUCAACUCCUCUAUCUCCUUCUUCAUGAAAGCGAAUAUGAUUGAUGACGCAGUGAAGGCAUACAGAAGAAUGCAGGAGAUGAGUAUACAUCCCACACGGUUAACUUUCUUUACUCUGAUUUCUGGCUAUUCCUCUUUGAAUAUGUAUCGUGAAAUUACAAUCAUAUGGGGUGACAUCAAAAGGAAUAUGGAGAGUGGUAGUCUAGCAUGUCACAGGGAUUUGUAUGACUUGUUACUGUAUAAUUUUAUUCGCGGUGGAUACUUUGAACGAGUAAUGGAGAUCAUUAGUCACAUGAAGGACCAUGGGAUGUUCAUGGACAAAUGGAUGUAUAAAAGAGAGUUUCUAAAGUAUCAUAAGGCUCUUUACAGGAACUUGGAAGCUUCCAAUGCUAAAAAUGAGGUUCAAAGUAAUAGAAUUGAAUAUGUCCAGGCAUUUAGAAAGUGGGUUGGUAUUUCUUGACGUGAAGAAAGUAUUUAGUUUCUAGUUUUGGGACUGUCUUCCAAGCUUUAUUGAUUGACCACUAACCCUUCUCAAACAGCUUUGCAGGACUCACCAAGCAACUACACAGAGACAUAGAACCCGUACUCGCAUGGACCCAACUGCCAAAGUGAGUUUUUGUCCAUUGUCUUCACCCUCUGUAUAUAUGAUUAGAAGCACAAAUGGAAGAACCGGCCCAUGCCUUUUGAUCGAGCUGACAAGCUGAUGACAAUUUUGUUUGAAAUGAACAUUUUGACGAAUACAACUCUCGUACACAAAUUUCAGGGGGUGUAAGAAUUGCUUACUGAGACAAUUUUACAACAAUCAUCAUCCUGUGUGGGUACAAUUACCUUUCAACUUAACCCUUGUAACCGUCACCGGCCGUCAACUUCAACUGCUGAUGCCUUCCUGAGUCUUCUUGCUUCAAUAGUCAGAUAAGUCCUUGUAAGAUGAGUGAAAGGAAGUGACUUGCUCGAAGAUGUAUUUUGAACAAAAUUUCCCUGUCUUACUUCAGAUUUUUGUUUAAGCACAUAUUUCAGGUCUCCAGCCAAGAUCCCACAGAUCAAAAGUUCAAAAUUGUUAGUUAUGCUUUUCAGCUAAACUCCAUGGUUUUGGAAUAUCUAGUUCUUAACUUUGAUUAAAGGUCGAUUUUGAGAACUAUUUAGACCUCUCAAAAUCUGGACUGAAUUUUGAUUUUUCCAUUUCUAGUUAUUUGGUCCAUGCUUAGCUGUUCAAUUAUAACUUAUACUUUUUACAA